AUGCUCUUAGAAGGAAAACUGAUCCUGUUCUCCCUCAUUACACGAAGGCAGUCCCGUUACCGACCGUUUUUGCGUGUUGCACGCAUCCAUCGACAUCUAUCUACUAAGCGCCGUUCCGGACAAUCUCAUGGCGUCGAUACUCAUGUUCCGCAUCGACGCCCAGGAUGCACUGCACUCCAUUGCCCCGCUUGUCCUGAGCCAGGUUUUAACAUAGAUGUUGAUGAGAUUAGGGAUGUUAAACCUGAAUUCCGACAUACAGUCACUCGUUUUUUUGCGGUUGAUGGUUGCCACAGUGCUCAACAAUUGAAGAAGCGUGAUGACCCUGAUGAUGUGGCUCUGAACGGCGGCUCAGCCUACUUUGUAAAGCGUGAGCCGUUCAGAGCAUAUGCGAGCAAACAGACAGGAGAACCCGAUAACAUCCUCAAAUUCAAGAAUGCUAUUGUAACGGGAAUAGUGGGCAUGAUCUGCACACGCCACGGCUUUUUUUAUCCAUCUGGUAUGGUCGACAUGGAUAGAGGCGAGGGAUACCACCUGGUGGAUUGGAUUAUUUAUCAGGGUUUCUCGAUGUAUCCAAAUCUCCGGUGGAUUUUCGGAAGUUAUGACCUAUGGUGUAUCUACAUCAAGAACUUCAUCAAGCGGUUGCGGAACAACAGCGAGUUCUUCAACAACGAAGAAACCCUAAAGCUAUUGGAAACAGUAACUGGUGCCAUUCCUCAAGGUCAUAUCGAUGGACACAAUGACGACUGCAAAGCGAAGUAUCAUUUUGCCUAUACUAGGUUUGUUGCGAUGACCAUCAGGGAACUGGUAGAAACUCCUUGGGCAGUGGAGAAGCUGACUGGUGGAAGCACAAGGCACAUGAACGAUGGUCAUCGUCACGACACACUGGAUGAUUUCCAUGGCUUUUGGAACUGGCAAAAAUACCAAAAACUCGGAUCGGCACUGAAGUCCAAGUGGGCAAAAGCAGUGCAAAUGAUAGCGGAAUUACAGCCCACCUUCGACGAGCUUUCCGGUUCUUUUGAACCAACAGUUAUAGCAGAAUGGGAGCAGCUCUACAUCAAGCCAUUACCAGGUCCUCGUGAUGACAUUGCUGAAGAUCUUUUUGUAAGCCGUGUGGACAAGAAUAUUCCAUCCCUUAAGACCAGAAUAUCAGAACAGAUAACGAAGGAGCGAGUCAACGUGGACAGCCAAAGUCAACAGGCCCUCGAUGGCGUAACAGACUUGAUUCUAACGGGAAUCAACCUGGAUCGUACACGCUGCAAAAUAUUGCGUUUGGCCUCGCUUAGCAAUCCUCCCAAGGAUAAGCUGAAGAAGAUGGAUGCAGCACGCACUCGUUUUCACAAAGACAGUCUAGCAUUCAGCGAAAUGAUGUCUAGUUACUAUCCGGCACUGGUGUCGCUAAUUCAGCGCCAUGCAAAGGAUCUCAACCUACAGCAUCCUGAAAGGAACACUCUACCCCUCCCCAGUUCUUUCAAUGGUCAUGAGCGUAACGCGUGUGGUUUGUCCCAAGCAGCUGCUAUCGAAUGUAGCCUGCGUGAGGGUCUAGCACAUGACUGUCUAGAAGACGUUCGCAUACGUGUUCUCACAUACAACCAUAUAGUUGCUGUGAAAAAGGUUGAGGUUACAGGCCAACGUCAACAUACUCGAGCUCAAGGGCUGCUUUGCACUCAAAUGAAUGGCGCAAAAGAUGCCUGCCGCCUUUAUAAUCAUAACCGACAAGCUCUUAUUGCAUUGGGAUUGGAUGAACAUGAUCAAGAGAUACGAGCGUUAAAGGAGACUGAGCUAUGGUGCAGAAAUACGAGCAAGGCCAGACACCUUGGCUCCAGUCAACCAGAUCCCUGGUAUUGGUCAAUUGGGCGUCGAAACAUAAAUGAGGACUCAGAUGAGUCAGAGAAGUGGAAGGUUGAAAUGCACCGGGUUAAAUGGUUCCAUGACCGAGCAAUACUGGAUAGAUGGAAGGAGGAGAAAGAGAUUCUGGAAGCUGAAUAUCCCCGCAUAGUACGAGCACAUGCACAAAUGCAGGAGAUUUGGAACAUGCUUGCUGAUGAGCAUGCUCAGCUUGCAAGGUCUCUGAAGGUGGGAGUGGGCAACACCUCUCGACAAUGUAUGGUGCUGCUAGGAUAUGAGUCAUAUGCCCAAAAACAGGCUUAUGUACAUGAAAAACUUGGGUUCAAUGUUGAAAGGGAGUGGCAGAUGAAGGAGAAGGUGAAGCCUAGUAGGAGAAAAUGGGAUAAGAGGGUGCAUAGUGAGGAUAAUGAGGAGUCUAAAGAUGAUGGCAAUGAUGAGUGGGAGACGGUGAAUGAUUUUGCCUAUCUUGAUGAGGAAGUAUUAGAUGAGGAGGAUUAA
Molecule: messenger RNA, 2343 nt
Organism: Marasmius oreades (fairy-ring Marasmius)
Lineage: Eukaryota; Fungi; Basidiomycota; Agaricomycetes; Agaricales; Marasmiaceae
Exons: 9
Coding region: 1-2343 (780 amino acids)
Source: RefSeq, a predicted model, not a curated record